Bubalus bubalis (water buffalo) is the source of this 2985-nucleotide messenger RNA. It is a transcript of the gene SIKE1, whose product is annotated as suppressor of IKBKE 1. Bases 99 to 734 code for a protein of 211 amino acids. Lineage: Eukaryota; Metazoa; Chordata; Mammalia; Artiodactyla; Bovidae. The transcript is spliced from 5 exons. The record is from RefSeq and is a predicted model, not a curated record.
UACCCGGAAGUGACGUCUGUAAAGCUGAGACUCGCUCAGGGACGCGCUGAGUUCUUGGCACUGGUGAGCGGUGUUCUGACUGCGGUCCUGGGGCCGCUAUGAGCUGCACCAUCGAGAAGAUUCUGACAGACGCUAAGACUCUACUGGAGAGGCUGAGGGAGCACGAUGCGGCCGCCGAGUCACUAGUGGAUCAGUCGGCGGCUCUGCACCGGCGGGUAGCCGCUAUGCGGGAGGCGGGGACAGCGCUUCCGGACCAGGUCAGGCAGAGGUAUCAAGAGGAUGCAUCCGAUAUAAAGGACAUGUCCAAAUACAAACCUCACAUUCUGCUGUCCCAAGAGAAUACACAGAUUAGAGACUUGCAGCAGGAAAACAGAGAGCUAUGGGUUUCCUUGGAGGAACACCAGGAUGCUUUGGAACUCAUCAUGAGCAAAUACCGAAAACAGAUGUUACAAUUAAUGGUUGCUAAAAAAGCAGCGGAUGCUGAACCGGUCCUGAAAGCUCACCAGUCUCACUCUGCAGAAAUUGAGAAUCAGAUAGACAGAAUCUGUGAAAUGGGAGAAGUGAUGAGGAAAGCAGUUCAAAUGGAUGAUGACCAAUUUUGUAAGAUUCAGGAAAAACUAGCGCAAUUAGAGCUUGAAAAUAAGGAACUUCGAGAAUUAUUGUCCAUCAGCAGUGAGUCUCUUCAGGUCAGGAAGGAAAGCUCAGUGGACACUGCUUCCCAAGCCAUCAAAUAAUUCAACUUCUGAAUAAUGCCUGGAGGUUGUUUAUCAAGGAAGGAAGUUAUUAACGCUAUUCGAGUAUUGUGCGUUCAUUGUCUUGCCUCAGACUAGAUUUAAUGUUGAUUAAAUGUAUCAAGUGGCAGUUUACAAUUUGCAGUCAAAAGUGGCUGUCCACAAAAUAGUUUUAAGGUGUGUUAGUAAAAGUACACACUGAGUUUCACUAUUCCUUUCUGUAAGAGACUAAUUUUCAUUUCUGGGACCUUGAUUUAUAUAAACUGUGUUUUCAGUUCAUUUUUGUUCUUUCAUAUCUCUGAAACUUAUAGCAUUUUGUUAUAAGCCAGCAGUUUUAUUUUAUAUCAGAUUAUAAAUUGCAAUUCUAAAAAAUCUUAAACACAGAUUAUCUUUUUAAGUCUAUUUGGCAUAAACCUGGAUUUUUUUCCAUUUGAGAAAAAUAAUACAACUCCACAGAAGUUGAUUGGCACAUUCUCUAAUUUGUAACAUAGAUUCUCUAAUUUGUAACAUCAUUCACCUUUUAUGAAGUUUUAAGUCUCUCUGGUGCUAAGAGUUGGCACCUUAUAGCCAGGUGUCUUUACUCUUGAGAGAACCUAUUGCUAGUCCCCACAAAAUAUACUUGAAAGUAAGUCAGCUGUUUUUGUCCAGUGUUAGUAUAAUCAUCGUAUUGUUCAAAGAAUGUUGAAAAAUUUGUCCUGUGUAUGUGUAUGCACAUACAUGUGCUUAGUUCAGAUGCUGAAAGUAAAUUUUAUUUAUUCUGUUUGAUAUUAUUAGUCAGUUCUUCAGUUUUGUCCUACUUGGAAAUCUUCAACUUGGAUGGUUUAUCCAGUGUGAAGAAUAUAUAAUAGGUUUAUUCACAUCAUAGUUAAAGGUACUACAUUCUACUGUUUAAUUUAUAUAUAACUUGUAAUUAAGAACCAUCACUUGUUUGCAUGUCUUUCAUCACUGGUACUAGUAGUUGGCUUUUUUUUUAGAUCCACUUUUCACAAGGAAGCAAAGUUUUAUCACUUAAUGAGAGUUUAUUUCAUUUCUAAAAGCUGUGUUGAGAGUCAAAUGCUAAGUGAUCAGCUAGGCUCACUCGUCAUUUUAUUCCCCAUCUCAGUUUACUCAUAUUUCAAAUUUAUAAAUUACUCAUGUAAUACUAUCAAUUUAGGUUUGCCCCCAAAUAGUUGAAAUAAUGAAUGCUAAAUCUGUCAAUAUUUCCCAGUUACCCUAAGCAUUAUACUGCAUGGGACAGACACAUCAUUAGAAAGAUUUUUGUUAGUGCUUUGAGUGGUGUAAACUUUCUUUUGUAACACCAUAAAGAAUUAACACCAAUUAAAACAACAGAAUUUAUCCAAGAUAUCCUAAAAGCAUCUGAUCCCAGUAAUACUAACAGACUUUGCUUACAGUGGUAGGCUGUAACGAAUUGGUAUAUGUCAUUUUUUAAUUUGUCAAAUUUCUAUUCAGAGUCUUGCAAACAAUUUGAAAAACAUUUCCACCCAAAGUGUGGAUGUUCUUAUCUCAUUUCCUAAGAGUAUGUAAAUUUUUAGUCUGAUCAUUUGCCUUGAAGUGUAUGCCCUAAGUGCCACCGUGUCGCACAGUUCCAUUCAGGAGGCAGAAAUAUGCCAUUUGUUAGCUGCCAUGGCCAAUUUUUGGUGAAAAUGAUAAAUCAAAUGACCCACUAAAAUACAACAUAGUGUCCUUUUAUCUGCUCUAUGUCCCUUUAGAGAUGUUUGUAGAGUUCCUUACAUCUCAGAUAUCAGGAUAAAUCUAAAUGCUAACUUUUCCUUUGGCAAAUCAAAAACUUGAAGCUUGAGUCUCAACAGUUCUCAAGACCCUAUAUAAUAUUGAGCCUAGCUGGUGUUAAUACUAUGAAAAUAGUGUGUAGUUAAAGAGGAGAAAGAAUGUUCUUGACUUUGGUUUGUGUAUGAAAGUUUACUUUGCAGUUGAUGAAGGAACUUGACUGGUUUCCAAAUUUUAGUACAAACUUACCUUUUCUAAUAGAAAUCUCAUUUUGAGAAUAACAGCUAAUAUAACUCAGUAAUGAGUCGAAUUAUUAGAAAGUGCAAAGGUUUAUUUUUCACUUAUAUAGCAAACUGUCAAUUAGGGCUUGUCAUAAAUACUUCCUAAUUAUCACAUUAUAGUUAGUAUAACCAAAAAUAGUUAUUUCUGAAAUGGUGUUAGAGAUGUCCUCAUAGUUAGAAAUCGUAAGUUACAUGAUUACAAGUCAAAAUGUAAAAUUAAAACAGUUUGGAAGUAUCUUGAAAAUUAA